AUGAUGCCAGUUACCUUAUUCAAUGCGGUCCUCAGACCCACACUUAUCAAUGUCAUGAAGACUUCAACUGUCAAAUUCUCUCCGACAGCUGUUUCAUGCAUUAUCCCCAAAAGCCACUUCCAUAUAUCUUCUGUCCGAAAAGAUAUUGAUCAAGCAGCCAAAUACAUUGGUGCUGGCGCGGCUACUGUUGGAUGUGCUGGAUCAGGCGCUGGUAUUGGAUCUGUAUUUGGAAGUUUGACUUUGGCAUACGCCAGAAAUCCUGGUCUAAAACAGCAACUAUUUACCUACGCUAUCCUUGGUUUCGCUCUGAGUGAAGCAAUGGGUCUGUUUUGCCUGGUAAUGGCUUUCCUCAUUUUGUAUGCUUUCUGA
Molecule: messenger RNA, 369 nt
Organism: Schistosoma intercalatum
Lineage: Eukaryota; Metazoa; Platyhelminthes; Trematoda; Strigeidida; Schistosomatidae
Source: the annotation of a GenBank genome assembly